UUUUGCAGUAACGACCGGACCUAAAUAACGAACGAAUUAGUUUCCAUUGUUUUAACAUUUCAUCGGAAAAGUACAGAAUUAUCAACCAGAGCAAUGGAUUGCGGCGGAGUUUUUGUGAAAUAUGUGCUAUUCAUAUUCAAUAUACUGUUUGUGAUAUGUGGCAUUCUACUCAUCACAUUCGGCUCCAUUAUGGUCUCCACCAUCAAAGACUUUUCGAGCAUGGAUGAGACCUUCACAGCCAACAGUGUGGCCAUCAUAAUCCUGGUCCUGGGCUGCCUCAUCUUCCUCGUUGCGUUCAUGGGCUGCUGUGGAGCCAUUCGCGAGGAUGCCUGUUGCCUGACAACGUACUCCAGUGUGAUGAUGGUGCUGCUGAUCAGUCAGCUGGUUCUGAUCAUCUACGUGUGGGUGGACCAUGUACAGAUCCAGCAAUCCCUGGAGAAAAUUGUGCAGACCAUUUGGGAGCAGCGCAAGACGGACAGCAUUCUCCUGGACACCAUGCAGCGCAGCUUCAAGUGCUGCGGUCUGCAUAGAUUCUCCGACUAUGGUGUCUCGUACCCAGCUUCCUGCUGUGACUCACCGACCAAUGGUACUUGUGGUCUAACGUCGGUCAUGCUACGCCCUGGCUGCUUGGACGCGGUUGACUCGUUCUGGGAUACCAAUGUGAGCAUCAUUAAAUACGCCGGUCUGGGUGUCACCGCCGUUGAGCUCGUGGCCUUUAUAUUUGCUUGCUGCCUGGCCAAUCAAACGCGCAACUCCCAGAGACGCCAGAACUAUUAAGCUCCAAGGUAUUAAGUGUUAAGAAACAUCUCCUAUUAAACUAUUUCAAGAGUUAAAUAAAACGAAAUGUACUUGAAA
Messenger RNA from Drosophila obscura, 855 nucleotides. RefSeq names its product CD63 antigen-like. Gene Ontology annotation, cellular component: membrane. The record is from RefSeq and is a predicted model, not a curated record. The transcript has 5 exons. NCBI's taxonomy places the organism in Eukaryota, Metazoa, Arthropoda, Insecta, Diptera, Drosophilidae. Bases 94 to 777 code for a protein of 227 amino acids.